AUGCAGGGCACAAUAAUGAAGGCCCGUAAUCUUUUUAAGCUGUAUCAGCAAUCGCUUAACCGCCGGCCUUAUUUAAUGCAAGCUGUGCAGACGGGCACUCUCAUGGCCGCUGGUGAUCUUAUAUGCCAAACUUUUAUUGAAAAGAAGACUACUAAGCAGAUGCCAGUGGCCAAGCUUCUUCACAGCAUCACACACCGCAGAGAAGUUCACGCCCACCAUCUGGGCGCCUGGCGUUCGAGCACCAUGUGUUCCUUUCUUUUGCGUACCAGCAAGAUCUGGAACGAACUUACCUCAGUAUUUUUUUCUUAUGGCUAUAAUAUGGGGCCUGCAUUAAGAGUCUGGUAUGGUUUAUUAAAUAACCGCAUAGGAUCUACUGGUAAAACUGUAGCACUGAAGAAGGUGUUUGUUGAUCAAGUUUUGUUUGCUCCUGCAUUUUUGUCACUAAUUUUAGUGGCUGUUGGAGCUCUGCAAGGAAAACCAUGGGAAACUGCACGGAAACGUCGAGUAAAUGCUGCAAAAUGGAAAAAGAAUCGAGUUAAAGAACUACGGUACGCAGCAAAGCAUUUGCCAGUUAAGCCGACAUGUAAACAUAAAUGCAAAAACUUACAAUGCUCUGAAAUUCCACUGCAGGAUGUACGAAAAUUCCAUGAGUCUUUUUAUCAAUUGAAAAACAAAUUGAAACAAGACUCAUUUUUAUUGAAACAUGUGAAAGGUAUAAAAACCCAACGUCGUCGUCCAAGAUCUGAAUCUCGAAAUUACAAACCUAGAGGUUUGCAGCUGAAGUAUAGGAAAAACAUGCCGUUGUCCAAAAUACCGGACCAGAGUUCGUACUAUUCCCGCCAACUAUACUUUUACAAUUUUACUACAGUGGAAGCUAACUCCAAAUCAUCAUUAACAAAAGAAAAUGUGUUCGCUUAUUGCUGGACAGAGGAUGAAUUUGCAAAAGAUGCAAAUCUUAUAGUAUCUUCAGUUUACCAUCGGCUUUGCAAUACAGUUUUUCCCCCCGAAUGUAAUCAACUUCGACUUAUGGCCGUCGGGUGUUCCGGUCAAAACAAGAAUUCUAUGCUUAUCGCAAUGCUCUCACGUUGGCUAACAAAAGAUGCGCCAGCCCAAAUACAUCUGGUUGAAGUAGUCUUACCAGUAGUGGGACACUCAUUUCUUCCGCCGGAUAGAGUAUUUGCUCGCAUUGAAAAAGAAUUACGUAAAAUUGAAAAUAUAAUCAAACCAGAAGAAUACUUUGAUGUAGUGGAAAAACAUGCUACUGCUAUUAACGUUGCUACUACGGUUCAAGUAUACGACUGGAAAACCGUUGUCAAAGAUUUAUUUUUGAUUAAGUACCACAAAAUGGCAUAUACCUUUUUCUAA
Chilo suppressalis (striped riceborer) is the source of this 1365-nucleotide messenger RNA. Lineage: Eukaryota; Metazoa; Arthropoda; Insecta; Lepidoptera; Crambidae. The record is from the annotation of a GenBank genome assembly.